This is a messenger RNA of Mesorhabditis spiculigera, 885 nucleotides long. The record is from the annotation of a GenBank genome assembly. NCBI's taxonomy places the organism in Eukaryota, Metazoa, Nematoda, Chromadorea, Rhabditida, Rhabditidae.
AUGAACGCCGACGAGCUCUUCAACAUAGAAGGCGUGCCCUGCUACGUCGUGUUCACCGCCGACGGGCCCAUCGAAGGGGGCGACCCCGAUGCGUACUUCCAGCGGCGCAGCAGCGGGAUAAUAGCCGACAUCCACGACGCGCUCGAGGAGGGCAAGGAAAACCUGGUCGCCCACAACACCUCGUCCAACGUCAUCGAGCUCGAAAUCGUCGACAAGGAGCCGGAGGCGGACAAGGAGGCCGAGGAGCUGCCGCUGCUGGAGCGCACGAUGAACGAGGAGGUCGAAGCGGAAGCAGGAGGGCUGAGCGGCAUCGCAAAGCAGAUGGCGCAGCUCUCGAUGUUUGGCAACGAGCCGAAGCGUGUCCGCCGCUCGCAGAUGGAGUUCCAGGCGAUGGUCAAGGAGAAGGAGGCAAAAGAAGAAAAGAAAACGGAGGACCGCGGCAACACCUACAAUCUGCGCCCACGCAGCAGCUCCAACACGCGCGCCGGCUCCUCCUCGCAGCAGCAAAGCCAAAUUUCGUUCGCCGGGCGCCGUCUCCUGCUCCUCUCGCUCGUCGGGCCCCGUCUCCAGCGCCACUUGUCCGAGGCCGGGCACCAUCUCCAGCCGCACAGCGCCGCGCCCCAUCGCCGGCCGCCCGUCCAGUCAAGCCUGUGGUCGGGAAGCGCGUGCCAGGGCCAUCUACCACUGCUGCCGGGCCCUCGGGAAGCCGUCAAGUUAUCGUCGAGCGCCAAUCGCGCCCUCUUCUGCCAAAACGUCUUGCCGAUCAGCAGCUGGGUCGAGCGCCUUUCGCAGCCCAAGUUGACGCCGGCCGUCAUUGCAGCCCGGGAGCGCCGCCGAACCGCUGAUGUUGCUGGGCCCUCACGACCAAAAUGGCAAGUGUUUUCC